Molecule: messenger RNA, 429 nt
Organism: Diatraea saccharalis (sugarcane borer)
Lineage: Eukaryota; Metazoa; Arthropoda; Insecta; Lepidoptera; Crambidae
Source: the annotation of a GenBank genome assembly
AUGACUUCAAUAACGAUUAUAUUUGCGUGCGUGGUUCUGGCUGUUGCUACAGCAGAAUUCAAUCACGGCUACAAUUAUGGAUAUUCAGGGAAUCCUGGUUACAACAGCUAUGGUGGUGCUCAUAUCCCCAUUCUGCGAUAUGAAAAUGUGAACAACGGGGAUGGUACUUACCGAUACAGUUAUGAAACUGGUAACGGCAUAUCUGCGCACGAGAGUGGCUCACCCCGUGCCCCAGGCCCCGAGGGUCCCGCGGUGACAGCGGAGGGAGGGUUCUCGUACCGCGCACCCGACGGCCAACAAGUCUCCCUCACCUACACAGCAGACGAGAACGGCUUCCACCCAACUGGCUCACACAUCCCUACACGCCCACCUAUCCCAGAAGCUAUCCUUCGUUCCCUCCAAUACAACAGACAAAAUCCUUCUUCGUGA